Salvelinus namaycush (lake trout) is the source of this 1107-nucleotide messenger RNA. Its product is annotated as zinc finger protein 180-like. Lineage: Eukaryota; Metazoa; Chordata; Actinopteri; Salmoniformes; Salmonidae. Gene Ontology annotation, molecular function: DNA-binding transcription factor activity; RNA polymerase II cis-regulatory region sequence-specific DNA binding. Gene Ontology annotation, biological process: regulation of transcription by RNA polymerase II. The record is from RefSeq and is a predicted model, not a curated record. The transcript has a single exon. The coding region runs from base 3 to 914 and encodes 303 amino acids.
GGAUGAAUUUUACUACAUCUAGCCAGCUGACUUUGCACCAGAGAACACACACAGGAGAUAAGCCGUAUAGCUGUAAUCAAUGUGGGAAGAGUUUUGCUGCCUCACGCAGCAUGACAGCACACCUGAGAAUACACACUGGCGAGAAACCUCACUGUUGCUCUGACUGUGAGAAGAGAUUCACCUCUUCAGCAGACCUUAAAAUACAUCAGAGAAGCCAUACAGGAGAGAAGCCUUAUAGCUGCUCUGACUGUGGGAAGAGCUUUUCAAAAUCAUCUAUAUUACAAUCACACCAGAGAAUUCACACCGGAGAGAAACCUUAUAGCUGCUCUGACUGUGGGAAGAGCUUUUCAAAAUCAUCUACAUUACAAUUACACCAGAGAAUUCACACUGGAGAGAAACCUUAUAGCUGUUAUCAAUGUGGGAAGAGCUUUACUCACUCAAACAGCUUGAUAGUACACCAGAGAACACACAGAGGAGAGAAACCUUACCACUGCUCCGACUGUGGAAAGAGAUUUGUUUCGUCAGGACAUUUAAAAUCACAUCAGAGAACACACACAGGAGAGAAGCCUUAUAGCUGUGAUCAAUGUGGGAAGAGAUUUACUCACUCAAACAGCUUGAUAGUACACCAGAGAACACACACAGGAGAGAAGCCUUAUAGCUGUGAUCAAUGUGGGAAGAGCUUUACUCACUCAAACAGCUUGAUAGUACACCAGAGAACACACACAGGAGAGAAACCUUAUAGCUGUACUCAAUGUGGGAAGAGUUUUAUUAAGUCUAACAGUCUGACUAGACACCAGAGAACGCACACAGGAGAGAAACCUUAUAGCUGUGCUCAAUGUGGGAAGUGUUUUACUACAUCUAGCCAUCUGUCUAUGCACCAGAGAACACACACAGGACAGAAUCCUCAUAGUUGAAAUCAAUGUGGGAAGAAUUUUACUCUGAUAUACACACAGGAAAUAAAUAAUGUAGCUGUGAUCAAUGUGUGAAGAGCUACUCUGGUAAAAUAUAUCUGAUCAAACAUCAGAAUAUACAGGAAGGAGUUGUUUCAUGAUGUCAAUGAAAUAAUGUCACAAUGUAGAAUGUUUUAACAUUGUAGUAGGAGUAUUU